This is a messenger RNA of Erigeron canadensis, 1736 nucleotides long. Its product is annotated as premnaspirodiene oxygenase-like. Lineage: Eukaryota; Viridiplantae; Streptophyta; Magnoliopsida; Asterales; Asteraceae. Bases 60 to 1577 code for a protein of 505 amino acids. The record is from RefSeq and is a predicted model, not a curated record. Gene Ontology annotation, molecular function: oxidoreductase activity, acting on paired donors, with incorporation or reduction of molecular oxygen; iron ion binding; monooxygenase activity. The transcript is spliced from 2 exons.
CACUCAAGUUUUUCCUUUCCUCCCUUUUCUUCAAUUCUAUAAUUAAUAAUAAAAUAAUAAUGGAACUCCAAGUCCCAGCCUCUGGCCUCAUGUUUCUCGUUGCAAGUCUCUUCUUUGUGUUCAUGCUUCUAACUUUUACUAAAAAAUCAAACCCUGAUAAGCGAUUACCACCAGGUCCAUUCAAGCUACCUUUCAUUGGGAGCUUGUGGUCAGUGGUCAGUAGUAAACCACCACAUCAUGUUAUUACAAACCUGGCCCGAAAACACGGUCCCCUGAUGCAUCUCCAACUUGGAGAGAUCUCGGCAUUGGUUAUAUCCUCGUCUCGUCUCGCGAGAGAGAUAUUGUCUAAAAAAGAUAUCUCGUUUGCAAACAGGCCUCAACUAGUAGCAACUAAGAUUGCCAUGUACAACAAUAUUGACAUUGGUUUCUCUCCUUAUGGUACUUACUAUAAACAGAUGAGAAAAAUAUGCACUAUGGAACUCCUUAGUGCGAAGAAGGUCCAGACCUUUUCGUACAUUAGAGAGGAAGAGGUCAAGAACAUGAUCGAAUCCAUUCGAUCAUCAGUAGGUUCACCGUUCAAUCUUACGACAAAUAUAUCUAUGUUGGUGAAUACCAUUACAUCAAGAGCUGCAUUUGGCAAGAUUUACAAAGACCAAGAUUUACUGGUGGAGAAGUUACAAGAGAUGGCCAGCCUAAUUUCGGGUCUCGACUUUGCUGAUGUGUUUCCUUCUUAUAAAUUUCUUCAUGUGAUUACCGGGUUGAAUGCGAAGAUGACAAAAAUCCACAAAGAUCUUGACAAAAUCUUCAACAACAUCCUCGGCGAACAUGGAAAAGACAAAGAGAAUUCAAAAGGGGGAGUUCAUGACAAGGAAGAUUUGGCCGAUAUUCUCAUCAGACUCAAAGAUAGUGGUGCUCUCGAGGUUCCCAUUUCAACCGAUAACAUUAAAGCUGUGAUAUUGGAUAUUUACUCAGCUGGAACUGAUGCAGCUACAAUGACAUUGGAAUGGGCCAUGUCGGAACUUAUAAGGAACCCGAAAGUACUAAGAAAAGCAACAGAAGAAGUGCGACAAGUAAUCAAUGAUAAGGACCUAGUACAAGAAACUGAUUUGAAAAGAUUAAAUUACGUAAAGCUGGUGAUCAAGGAAACAAUGAGAUUGCAUCCUGCGGUACCCUUGUUGCUGCCUAGAGAAUGUCGUGAAAGCUGUGAGAUUGACGGAUAUGUCAUACCAGUUGGAACCCAGGUUAUGAUAAACGCGUUUGCUCUUGGAAGGGACCCCGAAUACUGGCCUGAUGAUCCGGAAUGUUUUAAGCCCGAGAGGUUUGAGAACACUAGCCAUGAUUUUAUUGGAACUAAUAUGGAGUAUCUCCCUUUCGGGGCAGGAAGGAGAAGUUGUCCAGGCAGUUUGUUUGGCGUGGCCAUCCUCGAGAGUGUUCUGUCUUCUUUACUCUAUCACUUUGAUUGGAAACUCCCUGCAGGGAUGAAGCCUGAAGACUUGGACAUGACUGAGACUUUUGGAGUAGCCUGCAGGAGAAAAAUUGAUUUACAACUGAUGGCCACACCUUACACUCGAAUUUGAUAUAUGAAUCAAGUUACGACAAAUUUAAGCAAGGGUUUGGUUUUCCUUGAAUAAGUUGAAUUGAUGAGCCAUGAAAAAUGUGAUAUCUUUCUCAAAGCUUGUAAUGUCUUGUAAUAAUUUUACCCUUAAUAUAUACUACUCGAUGCACGAUUUCUAUUA